Molecule: messenger RNA, 776 nt
Organism: Cryptococcus amylolentus CBS 6039
Lineage: Eukaryota; Fungi; Basidiomycota; Tremellomycetes; Tremellales; Cryptococcaceae
Exons: 6
Coding region: 95-661 (188 amino acids)
Source: RefSeq, a predicted model, not a curated record
GAUGGCUGUCGACGUGAAUACAAAUUGUCCACUGGGCAAUACAAAUCAGGUAAACCAGAAACAACUCUUCUUCUUCCAGUAAUCCCAUCACACAAUGGCCCAGUCAGCAUCAGCAGCAGAGAGGCAGAGAAGAGAGGCUCACCAGCAGCGCGCUUAUGAAAUCCAGUUUGCUGGUGGUGUUGAGGGCGCCAUCAAGUGGACGAUAGGUGGAGCUCUUGCUUGUGUCGUUGGUCACUAUACAUGGCCCGUGUUCGCGAGACAAACGUUGGGUCUGAAAGCAUUCAUCACAAGUUCAGCCACCAUGUGCGGCCUUGUCAUCGGAGCCGACGAUCACCUACUCCGAUUCGAACACGGCAUGCGUGCCGAAGAAAACGAACUCCGACGCCAAGCGCGUAACGCCCUCGCCCUCGAAGGCAAGAUUGCCAGCGAAACCGAGAUUCGAAAGUGGAGAGAACGACGUGAAAAGCAGAUGGUAUUGGAUAAGGAGAAGGAGGCUGCUGUUGUUGGUAUGUCGAGUGUUCAAGAGACACCGAUUGCGCCUGCUGCUGCUGGAUCAGGGGCGACGGGGAAGGUUGUAGAGGAACUGAAGGGGUCGGCGGUGCCUCCUCCGGCUCAGCCUGCCCCUCUGACCUCAUUAUCUAGCGAGGGAGAGAAGGCUUGAUGACUAACUCGAUAGAAUCAUUGCAUUAGUCGCGAGUGCUUCGACCGUGACUCAUGCACAUCUACCUUGGAACGUUCGAAUUCGAUGAGCGGGGUUGUGGAUACGUCAAACAGGG